Meloidogyne enterolobii is the source of this 713-nucleotide messenger RNA. Lineage: Eukaryota; Metazoa; Nematoda; Chromadorea; Rhabditida; Meloidogynidae. The record is from the annotation of a GenBank genome assembly.
UUCAAAUUUCGGCUGCUCUUUUAAUUCUUCCAAUUGUCGCAGCCCAACAAAAAAUGUUCAAAGACUUUGCCAAUGUGCCUUCUGCCGCCUUCAUAAUUCCAUUUAUUUUAAUAAUUUCAACAGUCCACACAGCUCCCACUACUAAAGAGGAUCAAUUAAUUAAAUCUGGCUCGGAAAAGGCAAAAAACGGAUUGGAAAAUCUCGGCAAAGGAAUUGAGAACAUUGCAGAUGGGGCGAGAGACACGGCGAUUGGAGCAGCAGAAAAAUUUGGCCAGAAAGCAGCAGACGUGAGAGAAAGCGCCAAACACAGGGCAAAAGAAGCAGGAGAUUCAUUCACUGAAAAAGCUGCCGCUGUUCGCGAUUCGAUUGCUGGUGCUGCUUCAAAUGCUGGACAAGCUGUUGCUAAUGCAGCUGUUGGUGCUAAAGACAAAGUCGUGGCUGGUGCAAAGGUGGUCGGUGAAACAGCUGUAAAUGCUGGGAAAGUAGCUGGGGAAACUGUUGCAACCGCAGCAACAAACGUUAAAGAUGCUACUGUUAAUCUAGCAAAUGCCGCAGGUCAAAAAGUGAAGGGAACAGCUGAAGUUGUAAGUGAAGAUAUUUCUGAAGCAGCAAAAGAAACGGGGAAUGUUGUUGGAAAAGGCUUAGAAAAUGCUGGACAUGCAUUACAAUCAGAAGAUCAUCCAGCAGAACAAGCAAAGGAAGUGAAACAAUGA